Molecule: messenger RNA, 759 nt
Organism: Rangifer tarandus platyrhynchus (Svalbard reindeer)
Lineage: Eukaryota; Metazoa; Chordata; Mammalia; Artiodactyla; Cervidae
Source: the annotation of a GenBank genome assembly
AUGGACAGCGCGGCCGGCCCCGCCUUCGCCCCGGACAAGCCGGCGCUAGGCCCGGGGCCGCCGCCGCCCGCGCUGGGGCCGGGCGACUGCGCCCAGGCGCGCAAGAACUUCACGGUUAGCCACCUCCUGGACCUGGAGGAGGUGGCGGCGGCCGGGCGGCUGGCGGCGCGCCCCGCGCCCAGGGCCGAGGCGCGGGAGGGCACGGCGCGCGAGCCGUCCGGGGGCAGCAGCGGCAGCGAGGCGGCGCCGCAGGACGGUGAGUGCCCCAGUCCCGGGCGCAGCAGCGCCGCCAAGCGGAAGAAGAAGCAGCGGCGGAACCGCACCACGUUCAACAGCAGCCAGCUGCAGGCGCUGGAGCGCGUGUUCGAGCGCACGCACUACCCCGACGCUUUCGUGCGGGAGGAGCUGGCCCGGCGGGUCAACCUCAGCGAGGCGCGCGUCCAGGUCUGGUUUCAGAACCGCCGGGCCAAGUUCCGCAGAAACGAGCGGGCCAUGCUGGCUAACCGCUCGGCCUCGCUGCUCAAGUCCUACAGUCAGGAGGCCGCCAUCGAGCAGCCGGUGGCUCCCCGGCCCACCACGCUGAGCCCGGACUAUCUCUCCUGGACAGCCUCGUCCCCCUACAGCACGGUGCCGCCCUACAGCCCUGGAGGCUCAGGCCCCGCGACCCCGGGGGUCAACAUGGCCAACAGCAUCGCCAGUCUCCGUCUCAAGGCCAAGGAGUUCAGCCUGCAUCACAGCCAGGUGCCCACCGUGAACUGA